Molecule: messenger RNA, 1036 nt
Organism: Trifolium pratense (red clover)
Lineage: Eukaryota; Viridiplantae; Streptophyta; Magnoliopsida; Fabales; Fabaceae
Product: protein PLANT CADMIUM RESISTANCE 10
Exons: 5
Coding region: 259-819 (186 amino acids)
Source: RefSeq, a predicted model, not a curated record
AAAAGAUUGAUUUUAGAAACGGAGAAAGAUUUUGUCAAAAACAAAAGAAAACUCAGUCAUUCUUCGUUCUUCAUCAUCCUAAACCAUCCAUUCAAUUCAAGAUUUAUGGGUUUCAUGAUUUUGUGUUUGAUAAUAAUUGCUUAAAGAAACAAUUUCAUUAUUGUUGCAAUAUGAAGAAGAACCAAGGUGGUUAUGUGCCACCUGCAUACAUUCCAUUGGGGCAAUCCGAUUCGGAGGAAAUGAGUGUCCCCUUGCAUCAUGGUAGUAGGAGCAGCAGCAGCAGCAGCAAUGAAUCCAACCAAAUGCAGCAGCAGCAGCAGCAGGCUCAAUGGUCUUCUGGAAUCUGUGCUUGUUGCGAUGAUAUGCCAAGCUGUAUGCUACUUCCUUUUAUCCUGUCUGUCACACUCAUUUAAUACCAAAGGCUGUAUAGGUUGUCUUUGUCCUUGCUACGUUUUUGGGAAGAAUGCAGAAUUUCUGGGUUCUGGCACGUUCAUGGGAUCAUGUGUUACCCAUUUUAUAUUGUGGAGUCUUUUUAAUACAGCCUGCUGCUUAUUAACCGACGGCCUGUUUUGGGGAUUACCUGGAUGCCUUGUUUCGUGUUAUGCUUGUGGCUACCGCGGGAUCUUAAGAUCAAAGUAUAAUUUGCCGGAAGCACCGUGUGGAGAUUUUGUUACCCAUUGUUGCUGUCAUCUGUGUGCCAUUUGUCAAGAGUACCGUGAAAUACGAGAACGAGCUGGGGAUUCUGAAGCUACAGAUAUGAAGCUGGCAGUAGUUACAGCUCCACCAGUCCAGACAAUGAAAUCAGAUUCCGGGCUGUAAUGCCACAACCCUGCUCCCCCUAUCCCUACACUAUGCAUGGUUUGAGGAUUGUAAACAUGGGGAAGAAUGUGGUUCACACUAUAAGUCAAUGUAGUUAUACUCUAGAUUAUCGCAUUUUCUCACAUCAAAUUUUUCAAUUAUUUUUGAGAAAAACUAGAAGAAUAUCAAAUACUCAGCUGUAAAUAAAAAUUUAGCAUGUUUAAUAUUACUUCAUCAA